AUGAGUGAUUCAGACGACGAACCAAUUACUUUGUCUGCUCAUGCACUUGCUGCAUUACAAGAAUUCAAAAAUGAAGAACAAGAACGUUUAGAAAAGUUUGAAUCCUUGUACCAACAAUCCGAAGACAAAUUCGAUGAACAAAAGAAGCAACAAGCAAACAUCACCAUCGAUGACUUUAAAGAAGACUGGCAAUUAUCUCAGUUUUGGUAUUCUGAUGAAACAGCCAGAAUAUUAGGGAAAGCGUUGUUAGAAGGUGCAGAUGAUGAAACUGUAGUUGUAAUUGCCAGUGCACCUUCUGUUUAUGCUGCUAUCAAACAGUUCCCACCGGAAGAAAUCCCUACCGAACACAUCUACUUAUUGGAAUUUGAUCCAAGAUUUAAAGUCUUGGCUGGAAGUGAACACUUCAGUGUUUAUGAUUAUAACAAGCCAAAUGACAUUCCAGAGAAAUUACGUAACAAAUGUCACAGAAUCUUGAUUGACCCACCAUUUUUGGAAGAAGAAUGUCAAACCAAAUCCAGUGAAGCUGCCAGAAACUUGUUGGUUAAGGAUAGAUCAGGUAAAACCAAGUCAGGCGAUGAUAAAUACAAAUUGAUCAGUUCUACUGGGGAAAGAAUGAACGAAUUGGUCACCAAGAAGAAUUACCCCGACACAAAGAUGACAGAUUUCUAUCCAGAGCAUAAAAAUGGAUUGAGUAAUGAAUUCCGUUGUUAUGCUAGUUUUGAAUGUUCGUACUGGAAGUUUCAAAAAUAG
This is a messenger RNA of Candida tropicalis MYA-3404, 750 nucleotides long. RefSeq names its product protein-lysine N-methyltransferase. Gene Ontology annotation, molecular function: protein-lysine N-methyltransferase activity. Lineage: Eukaryota; Fungi; Ascomycota; Pichiomycetes; Serinales; Debaryomycetaceae. The record is from RefSeq and is a predicted model, not a curated record. The coding region runs from base 1 to 750 and encodes 249 amino acids. The transcript has a single exon.